This is a messenger RNA of Planococcus citri (citrus mealybug), 16021 nucleotides long. It is a transcript of the gene tweek, whose product is annotated as transmembrane protein KIAA1109 homolog tweek. The transcript is spliced from 78 exons. The record is from RefSeq and is a predicted model, not a curated record. Gene Ontology annotation, biological process: synaptic vesicle endocytosis. The coding region runs from base 244 to 15573 and encodes 5109 amino acids. NCBI's taxonomy places the organism in Eukaryota, Metazoa, Arthropoda, Insecta, Hemiptera, Pseudococcidae.
CUUGGAAAUUUUGUAAAAUUAUCGUCGAAAAUUAUUAUCAAUGUACUCAAAAAUGUUAUCGUUUCUUUAAUAAUGUAAAAAAACACUUUGAAAAAUGAUUCAUAAACUGUAUCAUCCUUUCCUUCUAUCAACGAGCACUCUGAUUUGAGUUUGAUCCAUGUCAAGUACAUCCGAUAGAAAAUUGUAUCAACUUAGAAUGUAAUCUACAUCUUGAAUACGUACGAAAACACAUUACAUCCAGUCAUGGAGGGCAGUACAUCAACGGCGACAACUCCGCCUGACGGAAACACAAACUCGUCUAUAUUGGCGAAUUUAGAUAUACAUGUUCCAGAAGACUUACUCAACGGGAACUUCGCUAUAUUACUAUUUUCAUUGAUUAUAGCCGUCGUUUGGGUCAUCUACAUAACGUAUUAUAAUUCCAGAGUCAUAGGCUACAUUAUUACUAGACUAUUGACCAAGUUUUAUGUUCGUAAGGGUUACUUGAACGUUGGUUCUUGUACAGUUUGCGCUCUUUCUGGUAAAAUUAUGUUUCGAGAUAUCGUUUAUAUUACGCACGAUUACACAGUACGGAUACAAGACGGUUGGUUGAUAUUUCGGUGGUGGCGUUCUUACGUACCAAAAGAUGUUUCCGAAGAUUUAUCACAUUCAGAUACUCGGCUGUCAGUGAUGUUGAACGGUUUAGAAUUACACACCUACAACAGAUGCGAAUUGUACAGUAAACUAGAACGAACUUUCGGUUUAGAACCUUCAAUUAUCCCUUGGGAAGAUCUAGUUGAAAAAGGUGACGUCGAAGCCCAAGUCCAUGAUCCAGGAGAACGACAGCAAGUUUCAAUUGGUAAAAGUUGGCGUGAUUUAAUACCCGUCAUCAAAGUCGAUAUUUCUUCGGGUCGUUUCGUUUUCGGUAAUCGACUAGUUCCGACAACACUUUCGAUAAAUGUCGAAGAAGCUCAUUGUGUUUACUCAACAAAACCAGCUGCCUCGAGAUUGGAUCAUUUUAUGCAUUUUGUUAAAUGUAAAGCUGAAAAUUUUAAGGUCAUAUUGGCACCUAGUCCUAAGUUUACCGGCAUUGCUGACGAACCACCAAGGUACAUGGGAGCAGGUUUUGUGGUAUUUUCUUCAAAUAAAAUAGAAUUAUAUUACUACAUGGAUGAACCAGGUGUUGUACCUGAGGAACCGGAAAUGUUACAAUUAGCCAAUGGCGAUAUAGUUGAAUCAGCGCCACCAAUUUGGGGAAUUGAUAUUAAAUGUGGAAAGGGUACGGAUUUUAGUUACGGUCCAUGGGCAGAUAGACAACGUGAACAUCUAUUUAAAUUUUUCUUCCCUCAAGAUUACCAAAAUUUGGAAGUUACCAAACCUCCUCAACCGGGUGAAAAAAGACAAGUUCAGGCGUUCGAUAUACGACUUAGCACCUUGUACGAAUCCACUAUAGAUAUAUUGUUUACUAAAAACAAGGAAACGAAUGCUGUGCACGUGAAUGUUGGUCCCGGCUCAUAUUUAGAAAUCACUAUGCCUUGGCUUGUCAACAAAGAUGGUUAUAUUACUAAAAUCACCGGACAAUUGUUGCAUUGUGAAGCAACAACUAGUUUACAGUUUCGAAGUUUAGUAGAAAGUGAAACUUUGGAAUUUACUGCUCGAUGUCAUUAUCCGAUUCGAUGGAAUGAUCAUCAAGAAUGGUUGCUGAAUUUGACCGGAUGUAAAGCUACCGGAUGGUUUAUUUAUGCUCAUAAAGAUUUCUUCGAAGAUUUAAUCAACGACUGGGCCAGUAAAUCGAAACCCGAUCUGUUGCAUUUUAUCCCAUACACGUGGAAGCUGACAGUACUUUUGAAAGAAUUCGAAUUAUUGACGCAGAGCAACGAAUAUAACUGGGUUGAUUGUUCAUCGCAGAAUCAAGAAAAUGCUCACAUUGCGGUUUGCGGAGAUUUAUUUGAUUUCUCGUUCGAUCUACCAUUUGAUGAUUUUCUACCUAAAACGCUCCCGCUCCGGUUCUGGAUCCAGGGCGAAAGUGUGGAUCUCACGAUGCACUUACCGGAAGUAUACACCAGCCGAAGUAUUCUUCUAUCAUUGGAUAAAAACGCUAAACUGCUUUCUCGAGAUGGUUCCCUUUUACAUCCCAGACCACAAGACAACGGUCGUAAAUGGAGAAACGUUUGUAAACGAAGCAAUGGCUGGGUCGAUUUCUGGUCAAUACCAAUUGCAGCGUUGAGUAUUCAUUACACGUACCAUCCAAUGCCGCCGUUCGGGCCUCCUCCUCAAGCAGACAUAACGACGCCGGAAAAAGAGGAAAUUCUUUUAUCACCUAUGAGAAUGCCCGGAGUAAGAAAAAAUCCUUCUGUGUUGCAUUGGUCUAAAGACGGUAAUCAGAAAUUCGAUCCUUCUACGUUGACUCCAGAUAAAGUGAGCUUAGAGUUGGAAAUCGGACCUUCUGUUAUAUUUCUAUUUGGCACAUGUCUCCGGCAUUUGGUUCAUUUGAAGGAGAGUAUAUUCGGCGAAGAUCAAACCUUCACCGAUAUGAACGACCCACCAACUGUAUCACCCAGUCACUCUGCUUCUUCAUCGUCAACAGUAGUUGCUGAUUCUAGUUCUAUAUCCGAAGACGAACUAUCGAAAAAGGAAUUCGAUCCGAGACUCUAUAGACCUUUAGAUAUCGUCGUCUCGAUUACAAUGCACGAUAUCCAAGCUCAUCUCAUGAAAAGUUGUAUGGAUAAGGAUCCUCCUUGUCCGAUCAUCCUUCUGGAACGAUUCGGUUUCGAGAUGAAAAUCGAGUACAAAGAAAUGCAAUUACAACUUUUGCUUUCGCCAGCCAUACUCAUAAGUACAGAUAAAGUGCCUAGUAGACCGCACCGAGACAAUCACUUGAAUCAGGGUCACGUCAUGUUAUCCGGUUUGCAAAUUCGAGGCCAUGGUAUGUUCAGCGAUCGAGGACGUACGCUGGAACAGAAAACGUUGGAGUAUGCUUGGAUGUUGGAAAUCCAGAUUGGGAAAUUGAGCGCUAAAUUGACUUCUCCUCAGCUUUAUCACGUCGUCGUUGGGCUAGAGACGCUGGUGUUGUUAAUGUUCGACGGCGAAAACAAACUGCGUCCUCCGAGACUGCCUCAAGAAUGCUUACAUGGCGUUGCUCCGAAACAGUGUCCGGAAUCUGAUCCCGAUGGCACGUACAGGUGUCCUUCUUCCAGCGACGUCAAGUAUCGAAUGACUAGAUGUGUCAUAGAUGCUAUUGACUUCUAUCUAGUCGAGUCAAACACCGCAUUAAAUCUUUGGGCGUCUCCUAUUCGUAUUGCUACUUGUAAUUUACACGGUAAUCACGUAAAAAGUGGAGUGACCACGUUGAUUCCGGCUAUUCGUCUACGUCACAUGGUAGCUGCCAAUUCACAAGUCUGUAAUCAACAUGGGACCGGUACAGCGAGCAAUAGUAAUACGAAUACGACGUGUAGCGGUCGAUCCCAACACAGAAUGAACACCGAUGGGAAUGAUAUCUGGUUAGAAGUUGGUAGCGUCUCUUUAGGACCUCUGAUCCUCGAAGCAGCCGCUUCGCUUUGCAGUACCGAUAAAAAUUUACACUUAGUCCAGCACAAAUUUUUGAAAUUCCACGACGAACGGUAUAAAAAACUGUGGUUUUUGUGGCCCAGCGAUAGCAAGCUAUUGGUUACCGGAAGAUGUGGCUGUAUCGGAGGAUGCGUGUUCUUUGGACGGAAUAGAAACGGUCAGCGAUUUUUCAAACCUGCCAGGCAAGAUGUUCAAGAUGGUAUCAACAUCGCCGCAUUCAGAAUAAACGAUAGCGGUAAAGAUCCAGGAUUUGGUCAGAGUAUUUUACACGAAUCUCAACUAGUGUUCCAUACUCCGCCUUACAACGCUUUAGACAUGACCAUUCAUGAUCAACCUGUGCCUAUUUGGACGGAACACAGAGUACCAUCAUCGACCAGUGUUCGAUCUAAGGUGACAGAAGGCGACAAUCACGUAAUUUCGGGUGAUAACGUAGUAGCCAGUUCGCAUUCGGUUACUGAUAGUCAAUCAACUGCUACUACCGGCAGUUCCCUUACUCCUAGUCAUAAUCCUCAAUUUGAUGGUAAAAUGUCGUUACCGAGGAGGUUCUCUUAUACGUCAGUUAAUAACAGACUUCCGAAUUCUAGUCAUAUUAAUAGAGAAGUACCAUAUGCCAGAUUGAUAGACUCUAGUCCAACGACGGCGUAUCCGCCCACGAAACUGGAUUCGGAUUCACGUCUUAACACAUUAGGAUCGAUUUUAAGUGUACCUGAGAAUGGAGAAUGCGAUGGUACUCCAAAGAGUAGUAUUUCAGAUUCGAAACUUUCUGUUGACUAUUUUAAUACACAUAGUGCCCAUUCGACCUCGUCUGAUCAUAAAGAUGAUGGCUCUGAAUCAUUCGUUACUUUGUCAACUGAUAACAAGUCGACCAGUCCGAGAGGCGACGUUAUGUUCAAACGAACCGUAUCAUUAUCCAGUGAAAAUCAAUCCGAAACGUUUUUCUCAGCUGAAGAAGAACUAAGCCAUAAUCGAAAUUCUAUCGAUAGUAACAUGACCGAGAUGAAAUCGCCAAAUAGUCGUAGCUCCUCGUUAAGAAAUUCUGUGAUUAGUUCAUCUAGUUCUUAUGUUCACGAAGGAACUUUACCAUGCAAACGAUUCGGAAGCGAUUUGAAUAUAUUACCGGAGAAAAAUAAAGUGCUACCUCUAAGUCAUUUGAACGAAAUCAAAAUGUCGUUACCGGUACAUCGAAGUGAUAACGAGAUUCAUACCCCAGAGCACCGCAGUGUCGGUUAUUUCUCUCGUAAUUAUUACGACCAAACGACACCUGUAGCGGAAGAUGAAAAAUCACUCAUUGGAAGCUUGGAACAUAUACAAAGACACCUUAUCGAAGCUCCGGCAUCUUGGCCUCAUCGUAACGAAAGCCCCAAACUUAAAAGUUGCAGUAUCGAUGACGACGAUACUCUAGUUCAAACAUCAGCCUCAGCUUUACUUUUAGACUCGUCGGAUUCUCAUUCGGUAUCCAGUACGUCGUUCAUUUCAGCUGUGUCGUCUCAGGAAGACCUGACCUUGGUCAAUCUACAUAUGCAAGUCAACAAACCAAUUGUUGAUUCGCCUCUGUUGAUGUCUACGUACAUAAAUCAUCUAUCCCAGGUUGGAUGUACGAAUUGGUCACAAGUAUCGUUACCACCACAUUCGGAUGUAUUUACGGUGCCAUUCUUUCAACGAUCCAACGACGGUCGUCUGGCUUUUAUUGGGAGCAAAUAUUUACCUCGAUUCGAUGUACUUACCGAAGGCUUCACUUCGUUAAAAAUGGUUCGCAGAUUGAACUGUGACUCUAGUCCGGCUCCGAAUUAUACUCGAAUGUCCGAACACUCGUAUCCUUGGGAUAAAAACCAACCUGACUUCGUUUCCAGCAUGAAUGAAGAUUUCGAAUUCAUUUCGCAAGAAGAAUUGUUAUCUUUGAGGAACGAGAGUGGUACGAGAACCACAGUGAUUAUCAAAAUGAAAGGAGACGUUGAUAUUAUGGUGACACCUUUAAUAUUGGAAUCUUUGCAAAGAUUCGUCGAUGCAUUGACUCCAACAUUAAGUAUCCUACAUCCAAUCACCGUCCUCAAUCAUCUCCACAUGUCUUGUAUUGGUAAAGUAGAAUCGGCCAACGUGCUGAAAAAAGAUAAAUACCUGAGUCAAUUGCAAGGCGGUGGAAGUAAAAGAAGUACAGUCGAGAGGGUGAAAAAUAUGCCCAAAGAAGCUUCCGAUACUCACGAACCUUACAGUGUGUACGAAGAAUUCAUUGCUUCUCAAAUACAAGGAACCGUCAUCUUACCUAAAAUAAAUAUAUCGGUACUUCAGGCGUCAAUUGUCGAAGAAGUGAUCUCAUUCUCUGCGUUGGAUAAUUUAAGAGAUCUAACGUGCGUCUCGUUGUUGGCCAUCUGCAUAGAUGAAGUCACUGCCCGAUUUCAUUACGGCAAACAAGCUAGAGAAGUCGUUCAAACAUUCCAUCGGCCUACGGUCACACCGAGUGGGCAGAAAAAAGGUGUUUUAAGUCGAGCUGCUGGUAAAGCUCUUCUAUUAGGGUUGCAUUUUACCACUACCCCUGGUAAAGAUAAUAUUAGAGGAGAACCUGUAUACAUAGAGACAUCUGAGAAACAAGAACAAGAGACUGUUAUCACGUUUAAUAUUAGUAAAAUUCACACUCAACUCAGAAGACUGAAAAAUGAAUGCUCGCUUUUGAAAGACGCAGUCAUCACUGCCAUUCCAACGUAUUCGUCUAAAGUAUUGUUCACUACGUGUUCGAAAUCUUCCGGGUCGCCAUCGAACACAAUUACCGAUAGCUUAAUCACAGAUAAUAAUAAUACGCUGAGUGCCUUACCGGACGAUUUGACAACCCUGAAUGAAGAUAAAAUGGGAUUUAUCAUGAUGGAAUGUGGUUUCGAGGGGGUAUCAUUCAAACUCGUCAAACGUUCAAAAUUCGAAAAAGACGAAGAACAGCAGAACGAAAAAGAGACAGCCAAAGCUGAAAAUUCAUCUCCUGUGCCUCCUUCCGAAGGUCACUGUACUGAUUCCGUCCGGUCCAAGGAUGAAUUGGAAACUUCUACCAAGCAUGCCAAUGAACCCGCUGAAUCUUCAACGGGUGCAACUGCAGCAGCUGAAUCUGAGUCAAAUUCUCAAAAAGAUCAACAAGAUAAAGCAACAAGUGCCUCUGGUGAUAAAAAUGAUAAUAGUGGAAACAGUACAUUGAAUAAAAUUGUCGACGGAAACGCCUCCUCCUGUAUCAUUGAAAUCCAACAAGUAUGGUUCAAUUUCGCUGCACCUCCUCGAACUCCAAUCACCAGGAAAAUCGACUACACUCGUUUGGAUUGGAAUUUACUGAGUACAGCGUCACCGGCCAUAAAUGCUUGGAUGAAUCCCAGUAAUCGAUUAGCCAUACGAGUUGUGCACAUGUUAAGAUGCCUGUAUCGCAGAAAUACCGCCGUUAUUACUUGUCUUAUGGCUGAAGCUUUAGACGUACAAAGUCUCCAUAUGCCUAUAAAGAGUCGUUACGGGCGUAUUACUCCUUUAGCUAAAACCCUGCAAGAAGAUCCAUCCUGCCAAUUGUGCAAUAUUUUGCGAAAAUACACCUUACAGCAUUCAAAUAUCGAAGAAUACCUCAAGGAAGACGUACCUCAUUUAUCCAUUCUGAGACAAGGAGUUAUUGUACUGAGUCGUCAAUGGAAGAACAUUCUGUACACUCCGCUUCUGCUGGAGCAUAAUUUCAAGAGUAAACGACACGUUGUGAAGCCUUUGAACGUCACGUUCGCCGUUCCAGAUCCGGAAGAGGAAAACGCUGUGCUUACCGAUGAAGGAGAUGGUGACGGUGAAGGAGAUGGAGAGGCCGACGUAUCCUGCGAAGAAUGCGAAGUCACCGACGAAUGCGCCAUGUUACUUAAUCCCAGUAUCGGUGUGACUCCCAAUACAUUACGUAAAGUACUCAAAACCCCGUCCAAUAAAUACGCACCUGGAUCUUCUUCAGCCGGCAAAUCGGAUAGUAAAAAUGUCACCAAUUCGGCCAGCACCACUCAGCAGCCUCCAAACAUCGCUAAUCUUUCGGCUAAUGUCGGUGAUGUAUCUCAGACAAUGCAUAGUUCUCCUACAUCGCCUGGUUCUAGUGGUCAGAAUGCGAGUGCAAAUAAGCCCGGUGUACCUCCUAGAAGAAAGAAGAAAUCUUUACUGCCGACUCAGCAAUUAUCAUCAUCCAGAGCCAGCGUAAUAUUCCCAAUUGCCAGCGGCUCGGCUACGUAUUCACCUCAGCAUCAGUUUCUGCAAAGAACCGAUACAGCAUCGACUGAGAAAAAUCAAUCUACUACCAAAAAAGCAGACACUACGGCGGUUAAUUCGAACUACAUCCUUCAUUCGUGCGGAUCAGUCCAUAGUCUUUGCUCCGGAGCUGUAGGAGAUACCAUGAUGCAGCACUCGGCCGGUAGCCUAGAUGGCCAAAACGCAUCACCUCCUAUGGCCUCGUACUUCGUAUCCAACUCCGGAUCCGGUGUAACUGGUUUAAAUAAAUCUGGUCAAGGUGAAGAUCUAUACACGUGGAUGGCUAAACAAGGUUUCGAAGACACCGAGCCUAAAAUGACCGAAAACAAAGUAGCCAAAAGUACAUUCUGGGAUCUUCCCAAAGAAGAACUUCCCGCAGUUAAUUCGGGAAUAUCGUUGAAUAAUCCGGAUUACACGUUGUUAGCUGCUGCCGGAUACAGUCUUUAUCCGAUGCAUGAUUCUUUACGCUUAUUAGAUGCUCAUUUGAUCUUCGAACCGUUACUGUCCAGUUUGGGAGUCAUGCCACAACAAAUGAUCACGAAUACCGGAUCUGGAAAUACUAAUGCGGUUACAUCGCUCGAUUCGUGGGGUUCUAACUUGACACUCGUUGGUGGAAUGGAAUCAAUGAGAAUCGAUAUCGUAGUCAGUGAACUUGGUAAAGGUAGUUUCGAUUCGGAUUCUAAUAAAAAACCAAAGUCUGGUAAACCUCAAACCAAAGGAUCUAAAUUCCAUGAAAAACCGUGUCUGGAAAUGGGCUCUGAAAUUCCAGCCUUUUUGUGCGAACGUGUCAAUUUAGAGUGCGAUGUUCGAAGAGUUGCCGAUAUGACCGUUGUGGAAGAUUUGAGCCGACAACGUCGCAAUAUGUUGUACGUUUCUCGAGGUCAACUAAAGAAACAUUCGAAUACUGCUCUAAAUGUUAGCGUCUCAGCGCAUUAUAUUUCUCAACAAGUCAAUAUGCCUUUACUACGAUUACUUCAUCAAAUCACAAACAUGUACCAGAACGUUAAAAACACCCAAUCCGAGCUCAAAGAGCAAGAACCUCCUCUUGAGAUGAAAGUACCUCCUCCUAAAAUGCCUCAACCUCCAAUUGAUCUUCAAAACAUACAAACCUCCAUGCAAUCUCACGUCGAAGGAAAGCCUCCCAUGUACCCUUACUCGUUGAACGAGCACAAAACAGUAUUAUCACCUUCACCUUCAGUCAGAUCGACGGCUACCUCGACCAGACCUCAAAGUCUGGCGCAACGUAUCAGAUCAACUAGUAGAAGCGUCAAAGGGUACAUGAAUCUUGGAGAUGGACCAGCCAACAAUCGUAGCAGAUUUUCUUCCCUGUCUGAUGAUAAAGUAUCGCAGAUCAAAGAAGAAUCCACCAAUGCCACCAGUUCUAUUCCGAAAUGUUGGAAAACUGUGUAUUAUUUGCUGGAUUUGUACGCUACGAUGCCCGAAACGAAAACCGUCAGUCAUAGGAUUUCAAUGGGUGGUGAAGUAUCUGAUGGGCUGAAAGGUACAACACGUAAAUAUGAUACAUUGGUCGAAUCGAAAUCCAGCGACGAUGCCGAAAAAGUAGACGCAACUUCGUCGACUCCUGUCCCUCAGCAUCCUAAUUUGAUUCGAGAAGAAAAAACGCGCCUGAUUAUAUUCGCAGUCGCGAGAAUCCAUCGCACAAAACUUCUGGCCACUUUGAGUGGACUAAAACUGGAAGCUGAGAUAACCAAUUUACAUUCGAGUCUGACCUGCCGUAAGAAAAUUCGACCUAUCAGUUUGGAGUAUUCGGUAACUGGUCAAGUAGGUCGUACAAUGAUCGUGUUACUGGAAGGUGUAGCCCCAAAUCAACAAACUGUCGUCAAAGUUACCGUUGGCAAGUCUCAAGCGUUGUAUUCGAGUAUGAGUCGCAGAUCGAAAGAUAAAAACUCGGCUCUGAUGACGGUCGGAGCUAUAAAUAUAGAAAUUCCUCAACAUCCUGUCGCUCUGCACGGAAUGAUGACUCGUGGAACGAAACAACUAUCUUCGACGUUGCAGGAACUGAGAGUUACUAGGACAUCUAGUCGUAUGAGUCGUGGUACAACUAUCGAUGAAAUGGACGCUAACGUGGGUCCUCAGCCUUCGCCGAGACAACCGGUUCGGUCGAGUAAGGGGAAUACAUCGAUCAGAUCUCAUAUUCAAGCCAAUAGUAGUCCGUUAUUGCAACCUUUAGUUAUGCAUUUUACCGCUGUAAUUCAGAGUCUUAGCAUCACCGCAUCUCUCUUGCCAUCCUUGCAAGCUCAAUAUAAAAUGGACCAACUGACUAGUAACGGAUUCACCGGAAGUAAAGCCAAAUUUGUCGUCGAUUUACCUCGACACUCGUUAUCAUUUUCAACCAAAGUUGAAAUCACAGAGGCGAACUUACCCUCAGAAGCUUGCAUCGAAUUGCCCAAAGUUCACGUCUCAGCCGAGUACAUUCAAGAUAGCGCGAAACCUAAAGAUGGCCAGUGUUUUUCCACCGACGGUGCUGUCCUCAGAGCUGGAAAUUAUCUCAGCGCUAUCGCUGAUAUCGGUACUUUCGAGCAUUCUCUGACUACCGAUUUAUUGAAUCAUUUGAUGUUCGUGCAGAAGGUUUUCAUGAAGGAAGUGAACGAAGUCGUUCAAAAAGUAUACGGUGGCGAAAAACCAGUCCCUAUAUGGCUCGAAGAUACCGAAGAAUCGAACAAUACUCCGGUUAAACGAAUACUAUUCUCAUUGGUUGUUCGAAUCAAGCGUAUUCAACUUACUGCAACGACACCGACCAAUUGCGCUGUGCGUCUAGAAACCGGCUCAGUCGAGUUCCAGAUUUCUAAUCGCGUCCAAAAUGUAUCCGGUGCCUCGGUACAGCCUGCAGAAACGGCCAAAAUAUUCGUCAAGACUCAAGUAGACGUGAAUCUGUCUUUGGGUCAGCUCAUUAAGAACGUGCUGUUCGAAGAAGCUGAUCCGGAAUUUCAGCAGUUUGCUUUUUUCAAAACCAGAAUAGGUAUUCGGAACGCAUUCCAAGGAGAAAUGGUUGGUGAAGGGGAAGACAAAGAGGUCAUUUUGAUCACUUUACGUAGACCUUUAAUUUACAUUCAACCGAUCGCUGUCGAUAAAGCUAUUCUCGUGUGGUUAAAUUACAAAAACGCUUACGAAUAUUGGAACGAGCAAAGAUCCAUUCUAAAUUCAGAGGUUCUCAGCGCCACUCAACAGAUUUACGAAAGAAUCGCCCUGGAAAGAUUAACCAGUUCGUCCAGUUCCGGUAUACUUUUCCUUCAAUUGACUGUCGAAGAUAUGGGGAUCUGCGUACCAUUAAAUCCUUUACCACCGACUACCUGGGGUCUUAAUCGAUCAUUCAUGCCGGAGAACGACUCCUGCGCCGCUGUAGUCAUCACAUUGGAAUCAACCAGUAUCUCAGCUUGCAGCGCAGGAUCUCUCGUCAGCAAAGGGCGUUUCAUCGGACUGUGUUUGAGAUUCGCCGAUGAUUUUGAAACAUCUCUGGAUGACUGGAAACCAGACAUCAAUAACGAGUUAGCUGGCGUCCUGAUGAACUUCUGUUCUGUUUCCGAAGGAACGUACGAAGUUUGCAGUCGCACAACUACCCAAAAAUCUGAAAGUGAAAAUCCAAAAUGGUUCUUGAACGUUCAAUGGCAAAUGGAGGGAGUCGAUAUUCAUCUAGAUGUGAAUAUUGGGAAACAAUUAUCUGCUUUGGGACAUACUUUAACAAUGCUGACCGGUGUUCAAGAGGAUGAAACAUUGACAGCUUGCUACGAUAGUGACGAAGGAGACGAUAAUACCAAUAAUUCUCAAGAGAGUUUAGAUUCAUCGAAGAAUAUUCCAUUGGACGAUACUCUAUCUCCUUUAGUCAGCGACGGAUCAAUGGAUUCAAAAAAACGCUCGAAAUUAUUAGAAAAAGAAAUGUACGAGCAAGUGAAAAUCAUCAACGAUCUGAGAUCCCUCGGAGCUUCCCAAGGAACCAUCGAACAGGAAGUUAAACGAUUACACGAACUGGAGACUUUAGUUUUCCGAGGUUUCAGAAGAGAUAUGAUUCAGAAGCUCAGAAGACAGAGUGUCAAGGGUAAAUAUCAACUCAAGGAUAAAUUUGGAUUGGGAACCAAAGGCACUUAUCGGUCUAAAUCAUUCGUGUUGUCUUCUCCGACAAAAGAACAAGCUCCGAAAUUGGAAAACGUUAAUUCCGAGUCAAAGGGGUUGAAUCAGAUAGGAGAUGAACCAAAAUUAUCGACGCUACCUCGUGUUACAUUUAGCGAAUCGAGAAGCGUCCGUCGACAAAUCUCUUUACCAAGUACCAGCUCCGAUUUAAGUCUAUCCAUGGACGAAAAAGAACCGAUGCAUUGGUUACACGAGUCAGAUCCUCAGCUCGAAGAUGUAUCUAAUCCGAAUGAAGAUGUGCAAUCGACUCCUGAGAGCUCCACUCUCCAGGAAGAUCUCUCCAAUCGUGAGCAGCUCAAGAAUGGUAACGCGAGCUUUUCCAAGCCCCAAGAACCGAAUAUUGAUUUCGAGUUGGACGUCAAAGUGUUCAUUAAUAGUGGCAAAUGUGUUCUUCAUACCAAAGAUCAGGCUCGAGAAGAUGAGCUGAAACUGAUUAGUAGAAUGAAAAAAGAUCGAAGCAGCUCCGGCGGUACAUUAGAGUUCCCUGGGAGUCCUUGUGUUAGUCGAAGAUCCCAUAAAGAGAAACAGCCCAGUUACUCUAGGCUCAGAUUGAAUCCAAAUAGUGUAACCCCGGCUCAACUGGUCGAAUUGACUGUUUUCCAUAUUCCCGGACUGGAUGUCAAAGUACACUACGAAUCGAAGAUAAUACCUGAUGGAAGCCUGUCUCCUUGUUAUACUGUCGACUCGAGUGGUAUGAUUGUUCGAAAAACAAACUCGAAGAAAGCCAGCUUAUUUGCUUGGUUGACGCUGCAAAGUAUCCCUGAGGAGACUAUUAUAUCACCUCAUAUUUUGGAGUUCCUCGAACAAACCCUCGAACCUAUUCCAGCUAAUUUACGGAAUCCUUUACACUUUACAAAUUCAACAGAUACUAGUAAUUUAUUAUCGAAUAGCGAAGAAGAUGAUGAUAUUUUUGUCCGGUAUAUUACAUCGGGUCAAUACGCAUAUGCUUCGUUUCCGGUCGAUGUGAUCGUCUAUUUCCACAUGCAACCGUCCACAUUCCGUUUUUCAUGUUUACCUGUGUCAAGAGUCGAGUGUAUGUUGAAGUUGCCCUCUUUGGAUAUUGUUUUCUCUUCCAAGAGAGCUGACUCAUUCAACGAAAACGAAUCAAAACAAGACUGUGGCAUGCCAGCUGCUGUUGGAGGUUUAAGUGUAACCGGUGUAAUGGCAGAUUUCUCUCUAUAUAUUUUCCAUCCAUACGGCGGUAAAAAAUCAGGAUCCGCUUUAAAAGAGCCUCAAACAAUUUGGUCACCUUUGGCAGACGGUGAACGAAAAGAUUCGCUUAGUGUGAACGUCGAAUUCGUCAAAUUCCAUCUGUCUCGAAGUCGUAAGAUGAAUUUCGAAACUCCCACUGGCAAAAGCACCGAGCAGAGUCAUGCUACUAUUCGAUUUUCGACUAUUGUGGAUAUUGGAUCGGCUUCGUUUAAAUACGAUAUGAGAAGACUGACAGAAAUAUUAGCUUUUCCAAAGGCGUGGUAUAGACGUAGCAUUAUUAGGAGAUUAUUCCUCGGUGAUUUAACCAGAGCUCCUAUGUUCAGCGACGGUGAAGAUGAAUCUGGUCCUGAUCAUAGUGAAGAACUUGAUCAUGAGAGUGGAUUGGAAGAUGAAAGGGGCCAUAAUAAGAAUUCCAAGAAUUCGUCCAGUCGCGAGAAAAUCAAACGUCAAGAAUCGAAAAAAUCGCAUCCUAAAGUAGGCAAAAAGAAACGCGAAUCCAUCUCGGAAGAUCGAAUCAAACCUCAUAAAUUGACCAGUAGCACAGGAUGGCAAACUUUGGUCUUAUUUGCAGUGAAUUUCAAACGUUUAAAUGUACAUAUGAAUAUGGGAAAUGUGAUGGGCAAUGUGUCAUGGUUAACGAAAGAGUUCCAUUCGGAAGGACGGUUAUCUAUCGGAAGCACCGGACAUAAGAAUUUAUUCAUUGGGUUAGGAUUUGGAGGUUCGAGCUUGGAUGCGAAAGGAGGUAUCGUUGGUGGUACCAUCGAACUCAGUAAAAUCGAUACUUUCAUAUCAAUUCACGAAGAUCCUGGACGAGAACCUGAUCAUACCGUUGGUUUGAAGUUAUUCGCUUUAGAGUUGAGGUUGGAUUAUAUGGGAACUGCUAUACUCAUGUCGAGAGUGAGUUCGUUGAAUAUUUCUCUACGUGAUGAAUGGAAAGUGGUCACAAGAAAAACCUCAGGAGACGUUCUAAACUCAACUAAAAGACCUGCGAUGGUAUUUAUGCACGGAGACCUGAACUGGGACCAAUUACAAAUCAUGAUAUCCAAAUCAACCGCAGCAGAUCUCAUCAAAAUGUACUACAAACUAGAGGAGUUCUUUUCGCAACAGUUCAAAUCGAGCAAACGAGUAUUUUCUAGUCUUCAAGAUGGUCCGAAAUCAAAAAGCAAUUCCGUAGCUGGACCUAGCACAAGUAGUUUUAGAAAACGUGGUCCUCCUACGAAGAAAAAAGUUACCUCGACGUUGAGCGAAAGUGGAGUUAAUAAAACUAUUCCUCCGGAAUCAGCUCAACAUCACAGACAUUGGCAACCUGGCCUUUAUCAGGUUGCUAAUAUGCAUUUAUCGACGAUGAAACACGCUUUACCAUCUUGGGGCACGGUGCUGGGAGGCACGAUGGAUUUACAUGGUACAAAUAUAUCGUUAGCUUGCUUCCACGGUAUUAAUUUCAAGUCGAAGUCGUGGGCUUUGUUUUCGCUGAAAGAACCUUGUAUUUCGUUCGCAACCGAAGCUCAAGAAGUUGAAGCCAAAGAACCUGAUAUCUCUGAAAAAGAUGUCCAUAUCGUAGAAACGUUGACUUUCAGCCUCGGUAUGACCCCCAGUAUGCAAACGUACACUCAGCAUCACAGCAUGGCGACCAUUUGCAGAGUCAGUCGAAACGUAUUAUUCCCUCCCCAAUUUCGUACUAUUCAAGAAUGGUUCCAUUACGCCUUCUCCUGCAGUGAUCUCGAUGCUGUCGAUCGAUUCCCAAGUCUCGAACGUGAAAGACAAGAGGUCGUUGAUGGAGUCCGAUGUCGAACCCCUAAACCUCAAGAAACAAUUAACCAUACUCGAGAAGUCAUCUUCGCCUUGCCUUCGUUGCAAUUACAUCUUAAAACUGAACAUUUGCAAUCAGCUGGUCUGCCUUUCAUGAGUGACGAAAAACCACUCGUAGACUGUAGUUUUAUAACCGAAUUCGAAGACCAUAUAUUCGUCACUGUAGACGCCGAAGCUUUCUUUUUCCUUCAUGAUUUAAUCACUUCGUACAUGAGAGAAAAAGAGCGCGUGGCUGCAAACCAAAGUUACCACAGAGCUUACAGUCCCAGCCCUCCCGAAACUAGUAAAAAGAGAAGUAACGGUAACGGUGGCCCGAGUGAUGGUAAAAAUGACUCGACAAGCGACGAUAUCGAAGAACACUAUUCCAAAGAUUGGCGUACGUUCCAGUGCAAAACGUGGCAUCUCGAACCCACCGUUCGAUUAUUAUCUUGGGGUGGUAAAAGCAUCGAACCGUACGGAGUCGAUUACAUAUUACAAAAACUAGGAUUCUCUCAUGCCAGAACAACCAUUCCAAAGUGGAUGCAGCGCGGUUUCAUGGACCCGCUGGAUAAAGUAUUGGCUGUGCUUGUAUUAAGAAUAAUCGCAUUGGCUAGAGAAGAACCCAAACACGAUACCAGAAGAUCUACGCAUUAAGUCCUUGCUUACCUACCCCUAUUUUUUAUUGUAUUGUUAUUCUCCUCCGUGCCCCGUUUUUAUUCUUUUAAUAUUGUGUAUUUUUCUGUUGUGAAUAAUUAUUUAAUUGUACCCCGUAACGAUAACCUAUACCCCGAGUCAGUUCCCCUCUUUAAUUUACGUAAAUGGUUGAAGAUUUUUGUGAUAAUCGAGGUGGUUUCUAUAAUAUUAUAGGUAUUUAAUUAAUCGAUGCUUUGAAACGCGGUGUAUGGGCGAAUUAUCUACAAAUUUAGCAAUAUUCAUUUUGUUCCACACUUAUAAGUAUUUCGAUUUGUUAUUCUUAUAUACUUUUUACUUGUGCUAUGUAUUAUUCUUUUUAUUUCUGUAUCGUGUGUACUUUUUUUUUAUCGGAUUUAUUUUUGUUGAUUCAUCGAUCGAACAAAGAAUAUACGCGUUUUUAUUAAAUUGA